UCAGUCGUCGCUCAGCGGUCGUGGUGAGAGGGUCUUUCUGCGUGUCUCUCUGGCUAGGUCCAUCACAGAAUGACAAGUAUGACACGUCUCGUAACGGUGGCCGUGACAGUGACCCUUCUCCAGGCAACGCCCUCCGCGGCUUUUAACCCGUUCCAGCACGCCUUUGGUUCUCUCCACAGGGCCUUCAACCCUGUCCAAAGAGCCCUCGACAGACCCCUUUCCAACGUAGGCGACUUCCACAAUGAUCUGUCGGAGCAGCACGUGUUCGGCUCGUCCCCCCCUUCGGCGACGGGGAUGCCCAUCAACACCCUCUUUGGGAAACUGGGGGCUGUGGGAGACGGUGACAGAGCGCCCUCGCCGCCCGCAAUCAGUGGGGUUCCUGCAAGCCCGGAUUCCCAGCGCGUGAACUUCAACAUCGACACUUUUACCUUCAACCAACACAACACGCGCAGGGUGGACGACAUCUUCAGUCUCCUGGCCGACAUCGAGGACGACCCACGCCCCGCGACGCCCUCGGAGGAGCCCCAGGAGGCAGCGGACGACCCGAGAACCGAGGACCCGCAGCCUGAGGAAGAGACAGACGAUCUGGCCGUGACCAACGCCAUCGGCAAGGGGGUCCUCCAAGCAGCCAAGAACAUGGAGGGCGUCCUCAAGGUUAUCCGGAAAAUGAAAUCCAGAGUCGAGGACCGGAGUAACUCCUCCUUGGCGGAGCUGUCGGCCUCAAACACCUCCGCCUCCCUGGUCGACGUCCUCCUCGAUGUGCCGACGCUGGAGGGCAUCAGGACGGCGGGACUCACGGCCGAGUCUGAGGCGGAGUUCCUCGACCACCUGACUUCCGUCCUGCUUGGGGCCGAGGACAGGCAGCAGUCCGCCCUCACGCUCGACCCUGUGACCAUCAUUGCGCUCCUCACCCUUGCGGCCUACCUGAUCCGCGCCGUCUACCAGAUCCUCACCGUGACCGGCCGGUCUCUCGACGUCUCGGACUUCGGCCUCCCGCUCAGCCUCUCGGACCUGCCGGACGCCAUGGUCAAUAUUCAUAACUGGAUUUCUUCUUCGCAGUUCGAUGUGUUGGGUCACAGCGAAAGCAGAUCCUUCGACGACAGAUCCUCUGCCCUCGAGAUCCCAGGAAAGGUCGCCGCUAUCAUGAAGUUGCAGCGAGAGGGCCACUAUGCCUGCGUCGGGCAGUUCCUCUGUCAGCAGCUCGAGGAGACGCCGCUGCCUGCGCCCUCUGUCUCGGAUUUGUUUGUCGCAAGCCUCGGGUAUUUCUAUGGACAGAAGGACCUGGCUUACUACAUCGACAACGGCCUCUCGAGACAAGGUUCCUGCAACGCCUCCUCCUCCAGGUGUUCCUCCGGCACGCUCUCAGACGCUCACACCGUGCACAGUAUUUUCACCGAAGCUGUUCACAAGUUCUUUGAUCUGUGGGCGACUGUGCACGGAAGGCUGUAGGUGGUGGUUGUUCUCGUAAUGUGUUUUGAGGGAAUGUGAUUUUUUUUUUCUUCUUUUCUUUUCUUUUAUAUUUCAUAGUUUGUGUUCUAUUGUUUUUAUUUUCUAUUAUGUUGUUUUUUUAUAUUUGUUGUUUGUUUUUAUCUUCUAUUCAGUUGUUUUUGGAGUUCGUUUUAAUUUAUUCUGAUUAUGUGGAGAGUGAAUGAGAUGUGUUUAUAGUCUGAAAAGGGCAUUUUAAAGCAAUGAGUCACUGGUUGACUUGAUAUAGAAUAUCUGAAUACCCAAGGAAUUUUGAAAUAAGGAAAAGACAUAAAUAGAGAAAUAAGUGAAUAAAUAGAGAUAAUUUUCUGAAUUAUUUUACAUUUUGGUCGACCACCUAAUUUGCCACAGUUGUCCAUUAAUGAAAAUGUUUGUACAGAAAAGUCGCACUAAGUUUUCAGGACCAAAAGGUUGACCACGCCAUCUGUUGAUUGUAAGAGCAACUAAAAUAAGCUAUUUUUUGACAGCAUGGUUUUUAUAUGAAAAGUUACUAUUCCUUAUUUCAUUUUCCUUGUGUCGAGAAGAUGCCAGUUACAAAAUUGAUAUUUUUCGUUGUGAUUUCCAAAUACAUAUUUUUGGGCAUUAUUCCUGUAUGAUUUGUGUGUAUAUAUCGUGCUAAUAGGUAUGCUUUAAUACAUGUAUAGACAGUAAGCAUACCAUAUGUUGUUAUUUUUUAUGCUAAGGAGUUUCAUAUUAAAGACUUUAGUAUCU
This is a messenger RNA of Penaeus monodon (black tiger shrimp), 2196 nucleotides long. RefSeq lists its product as uncharacterized. NCBI's taxonomy places the organism in Eukaryota, Metazoa, Arthropoda, Malacostraca, Decapoda, Penaeidae. The record is from RefSeq and is a predicted model, not a curated record. The transcript has 5 exons. Bases 70 to 1449 code for a protein of 459 amino acids.